AUGGCUGAUGAAGAAAAAAUAACACAACCUGCAGCUGGUGAUGUGUCCUCCACGUCCUCGGGCUCCAAGGACCUAGAAGCCACGGCGGCCCAGAACAACGACGAAAAUGAAAUCCUUGUGUUGAAACAUCAUACUUCCGCGGAGAUAGAAUCAAGUGGAAAUUGGUAUGAUAAAAGUGUAUCAAUCUUUGGACAUAAGGUCCGUUAUUCAAAUGCAAUGACUCAAAUCAUAAUGGUUGCAUUUGUUAUAUUUAUGACGCCCGGUAUGUUUAAUGCUCUUUCUGGUAUUGGUGCUUCUAUUAGUGACAAGAGUACUUCCGAUAACGCGGCAGUCGCUUUGUACUCGACUUUUGCUACAAUUGGGUUCUUUGGUGGUACUAUAUGUAACACCAUUGGUGUUAGACUGUCCUUGAUUUUCGGUGGUACUGGAUACGCAUUGUAUGCUGGUUCGUUGUUGUGUUUUAACCACACUGAAAACAAAGGAUUUGUUAUAUUUUCAGGUGCUAUUUUGGGUGUAUGUGCAGCUGUCCUUUGGUCUGCACAAGGUUUGGUCGUUUUGAGUUAUGCUACCGAGGAAAAUAAGGGUAAAGCAAUCAUGGUGUUUUGGGUUAUUUUCAACUUGGGUGCAGUUAUUGGUUCAAUUAUUCCCUUGGCUGACAACAUGGAAAACCAAACUUCUUCAGCUAAUGAUGGAACAUUUAUUGCAUUUAUUAUUUUGAUGUGUUGUGGUUCAGCUAUUGCGUUUUUCAUGUUACCAACUUCAAAAGUCUGGAAGCUGGAUGGUUCAAAAGUUAUCUCUCAAAAGCAUCCUAAUUGGAAAACAGAAUUAAUUGACUUGUUCAGAUUACUUAUCAAAGAGCCCAAAAUUCUUUUUAUGUUCCCAAUGUUUUUCGCAUCCAAUUGGUUCUAUACCUAUCAGUUCAAUAAUGUUAACCAUGGUAUGUUUAAUUUACGUACUAGAUCACUUAACUCAUUACUUUAUUGGUUUGCACAAAUGAUUGGUGCCAUUGUCUUGGGACUCAUAUUGGAUUUCAAACGCUUUAAACGUUCAACUCGUGCAAAGAUUGGUUGGAGUAUUUUGUUCUUAACCGGUUUGGCCAUUUGGGGUGGAGGGUUGAAAUUCCAGUUGCAGUUCACUCGUGAAGAAACCGAAUCUGAGCCACCAUUAAUUGAGCCAAUGGAUUUCAAAGACGGAAAGUAUAUUGGACCAAUGUUCCUUUACAUUUUCUACGGAGUUUAUGACGCUAUUUUCCAAACAUUUGUUUUAUGGACUCUUGGUGCGUUAUCAAAUAAUCCAAAGAAAGUGGCAUUGUAUGCUGGAUUUUACAAAGGUAUUCAAUCCGCUGGUGCUGCUAUUGCCUGGAGAUUGGAUGCAAUCAAGGUUCCAUAUAUGGAUUUAUUUGCUUCGUCUUGGGGUUUGGUCCAAGGUUCUCUUUUGAUUGGAUUACCUUUGAUUUGGUUUAAAAUAAAGGACCACACUGAUGCUUUGAAAGACGGAAUGGAUGACGUUGUUGGAUUAGAGGAAAUUGAAGUUGUUAAAUCCAAUGUCGAGCACAAGGAGUAG
This is a messenger RNA of Lodderomyces oxycetoniae, 1563 nucleotides long. RefSeq names its product Ngt1p (gene NGT1). The record is from RefSeq and is a predicted model, not a curated record. The transcript has a single exon. The coding region runs from base 1 to 1563 and encodes 520 amino acids. NCBI's taxonomy places the organism in Eukaryota, Fungi, Ascomycota, Pichiomycetes, Serinales, Debaryomycetaceae.